Molecule: messenger RNA, 983 nt
Organism: Rubroshorea leprosula
Lineage: Eukaryota; Viridiplantae; Streptophyta; Magnoliopsida; Malvales; Dipterocarpaceae
Source: the annotation of a GenBank genome assembly
AUUAAUUAAGAGCAGCUCUCAACCUGAUCCUCCUUUGUGUUGGAAGAGUAGCAAUGGCAUCUCUCAUCUCAGCUGUUCCAAGAAGGCUACAAGGGAAGGUUGCCCUGAUCACCGGAGGAGCCAGCGGCAUCGGCGAAUGCACUGCCAGAGUUUUUGCCCACCACGGAGCCAAGGUUGUUAUUGCCGAUAUCCAAGACGAACUAAGUCACUCAGUCUGCGAGUCCAUCGGCCCAUCAAGCUGCACCUAUGUCCACUGCGACGUUACAGACGAGUACCAAAUGAAAAACGCCAUUGACAAAGCUGUGGCCACCUAUGGCAAACUAGACAUAACGUUCAACAACGCAGGCGUAAUCGACCAAAACAAACCACUCAUAAUCGACAACGAAAAACCCGAUUUCGACCGCGUCCUUAGCGUGAAUGCAACCGGAGUUUUCUUGGGGAUCAAGCAUGCAGCUAGAGUCAUGGUCCCCGCUCGUAGCGGCUGCAUAAUCUCCACUGCCAGCGUAUGUUCAGCCCUUGGUGGUGCAGCGUCCCAUGCUUAUACUGCUUCAAAGCAUGCUGUGCUAGGACUGACUAGAAAUGCUGCAACUGAGCUAGGACAAUUCGGGAUUAGAGUUAACUGCUUGUCUCCCUUCGCGUGCGCCACGCCUUUAGCUAAGAAAUUUGUGGGGAUUAACAAGGAGGAACUCGAGAAGAUGACGAGUUUGCAUGCUAAUCUCAAGGGUGUGGCGCUUAAGACUGAAGAUGUUGCUAAUGCAGCACUUUUUUUAGCUAGUGAGGAGGCAAGGUAUGUGAGUGGACACAACCUCUUCAUAGAUGGGGGUUUCACUACUUGUAAUUCCUCGUUUUGCAUGUUCCACUACCCGGGCGACUCUUGAGCAUCUUUUUUUUUUGUUUUUUCGUUGUCUUUAAUUUGCUUUGGAAGAAAUGGGUUGUGAUAUCUGGUUGUGUGAACAGACAAGGAAUAUAAUAUUUUCUGCAGA